Messenger RNA from Salvelinus namaycush (lake trout), 3284 nucleotides. RefSeq names its product ethanolamine-phosphate phospho-lyase (gene etnppl). Gene Ontology annotation, molecular function: transaminase activity; pyridoxal phosphate binding; ethanolamine-phosphate phospho-lyase activity. Lineage: Eukaryota; Metazoa; Chordata; Actinopteri; Salmoniformes; Salmonidae. The record is from RefSeq and is a predicted model, not a curated record. Gene Ontology annotation, cellular component: mitochondrion. The transcript is spliced from 14 exons. The coding region runs from base 867 to 2306 and encodes 479 amino acids.
CUAAACAGCUAAACAGGUGGGGCUCUGCCCGGAAUGACGGGUUGCCACUGCACAUAAUACAACACAGAAAAAUCUUUGAUAAACAAUGUUAAUCUUACCAACGAUGGCCUUCAGUGUUCUUAUAUCGAUGGCAUCCUUGGCAACAGGUCAAAAGAGGUAAGUAGAAUGGGUAAGUAUAUGAAUAUGAACAUACUGUACAUUUGCAUUCAAACACACAUACUCAUGAGCUAGAAUGACGAAACAGAGGCUACAUAGCUACAUUUCAAUGGGACUAGCAAACAGCAACCAACAAUCCUGUUUUGUCUUCUUCUGAGGUCAGGAAAAGCCGAUGUAGUCUGGCUGUAGUGUUGUGACUACUUAUUUAUGAUCAAUAUCAAGUAUUACAAACUCUACCUGAUUACUAUUGAAAAGCCUGUGUAGUAAAGCUGUAAUGUUUUGACUACUUAUUUACUACCGACAUCAAGUAGUAAAAAUCUCUACCUGAAUAUUAAAACUUCUGUUUUCCUAUUGAACACUACCAAACUCUACUUGUGUAUCUUGAGUAGUGCAUCAACUACACAUUCACUACACAAUCCCUACACGUUUUUUCAUAGUCACUACUGCACGAAUAGGUUUCGUGUUGUAAUUCAGUACUUUUUCAAGAGUUAUAGGCAAAUCAUGCGUCACCAGCUGUGACUUGCGGUCAGUGUCCUUGCAUUGUCGUUUUCACAGCAGAAAUGAAAAUGUGUCUAGAGGGCAGUAUUGGGCUGCAAAUCCGUGUGCGUGCGUGUGCCUGCGCGGGUCCGUUGCAACGCAAUUUCUGGACUGACAAAACGGAGAUAAAUGAGGGACAACUGUUCAUUAUCUCUGAAUGAAAGAACGUCAGGAUGACAGCAGAAAUGUUUCCUAAGGAGAAGACCAUUGAUCUUCGGAAAAAGCACAUUGGUCCAUCAUGUAAGGUGUUCUUCAGCCACGAUCCCAUCAAGAUUGUGCGAGCCAAAGGCCAGUACAUGUAUGACGAGAAUGGUGUGCGAUACUUGGACUGCAUCAACAACGUUGCACAUGUGGGUCACAGUCACCCAAUGGUGGUGAAGGCUGGGGCUGAACAGAUGGAGCUACUGAAUACUAACUCACGCUUCCUGCAUGAUAACCUUGUCCAGUACGCCCAGAGGCUGCAGGCUACUCUACCUGAAAAGCUCUCUGUCUGCUACUUUGUCAACUCAGGCUCUGAAGCCAACGACCUGGCGCUCAGACUGGCCUGGGAGUACACAGGCCACAAAGACGUCAUAACGUUGGACAAUGCAUAUCACGGCCAUGUGUCAUCGCUCAUUAACAUCAGCCCUUAUAAAUUUCACCAGCUGGCCAAUGCAGAGCAGAGCAAAUCUGUUCACGUGGCUCUGAGCCCUGACCUCUACAGAGGCAACUAUAGACAAGACCAUCCAGACCCCGCCACAGCAUAUGCCGAUGACGUCAACAAUCUUAUACAGAAAGCCCAUGAGAAAGGACACAAGGUUGCUGCUUUUAUUGCAGAGUCGCUGCAGAGUUGUGGUGGGCAAGUCAUCCCCCCUGCAGGCUACUUCCAGAAAGUGGCACAACAUGUUCACCGGGCUGGUGGCCUAUUCAUCGCUGACGAGGUGCAGGUGGGAUUUGGCCGUGUUGGCACCCACUUCUGGGCCUUCCAGCUACAGGGAGAAGACUUUGUGCCUGACAUUGUCACGAUGGGCAAACCCAUCGGCAACGGGCACCCCAUGUCAUGUGUGGUCACCACAAGAGAGGUAGCAGAGGCCUUCAAGAACUCUGGCAUGGAGUACUUCAACACGUUUGGCGGUAACCCUGUGUCCUGUGCCAUUGGCCUUGCUGUGCUGGACGUGAUUGAGAAAGAGGAUCUCCAAGGCAACGCGCUGCGGGUGGGGGGCUACCUGACGCGACUGCUGGAGCAGCAGAAGGAGAAGCAUCCACUGGUGGGGGAUGUCAGGGGUCGUGGCCUGUUUGUUGGGGCGGAGCUUGUGAGAGAUCGGGUGAAACUGACCCCUGCUACAGCGGAAGCCCAGGACAUAAUUUACAAACUGAAGGAACAACACAUCCUACUAAGUGCAGAUGGUCCUCAUCGCAAUGUCCUCAAGUUCAAACCACCCAUGUGCUUCUCUGAGGAGGACGCCGACAUGGUCGUGGAAAAGAUUGACCAGAUUCUCACAGACAUUGAGAAGGCGUUGGGGUUACAAAUGCCCUCCACAGUACAUACAGAGAAUGGAAGCCGUAAGAGAAAUAUCUGUGGACACAGAAGGUUCAACCUGAGGAAAACGGAUGUCAUCAUUCAAAUGGAAUAAGCCAUAGCCAUGAUACGUCUCAACAGCAUGCCUCUCAGCAAAACAAAAGGCUGAGGUCUUAAUGGACUUGUGGAGUUUUGCUACUGUCUUAUAAGACCUGAAUAGUGUGCCCUGCGCACAUGUUUCACAUGUUUCGAUGGAUAAAGGAAGCGACUUCAUUCUCAAAUCUAUAAUUACUUUUUAUAAGCAUUUAUAAUAUGUUAGUUACACAUUGAUGUUAUAAUCCUAAUCUCAGGUACUUUGAAAUGUGAUUGGAAAUUUGGACAGGCAUGUAUAAGGCCUGCUGUUCCUCUGUAUAGAGACAGAAUGCAGAUGAACUAGAAAGCCAUAUUGACAUUUAGGAACAAACUUAAUGUGCUAAUGUCCAGGAUGUCUUUAGAGUCAUGCAUUGAUCCCUCACUGUGACUUCAUAUUAAAUAGUAAAUGACAAUGAUUACAAAUGCUAACUUUUUCAAAGUAUCAUUAUGAAAUAUAAAGAACAUGAUAGGAGGCCUACUGAAAACACUAUAAAGUAGUAUUGGCCAUUGUCAUGUUAUUGCCCACAUUUAGAGAGGUUCUUCAAUGAAAGCGUUGUUCUACAAAAAUUUCAAAUAAACAAUGCAGACAGGGAACGGAAUUGUUGAUCUUUGUGUCUAGCUGCCUCUUGUGUACAUUGAAAGAAAAUGCUGAGGAGCAGAGUUGGCUACACAGAAACCUUGGACAAGACAUGGUGCACUGCUAUGCUAAUUGUGACAAGAACAAGUACCAAAACACUUAGUUAAUAGCCCAGGCGUUUAUUUGCUUAAAUCACGCAACAAUACAGGCGCUUAUUAGAGACAGGCUUCUAUUUUAGCUUUUGCACAUUUGUAUAGUUAAUUGUUUAAUACCAGCUUUUCUUGUACUAAUAUGUUAUCAUUUGCACACCGUGUCACAUUUAUUUUGUCUUACUAUGCCUGUAUAAAAUAAAAUACAACUUUUCCUUGACAGGAUAAUCAUUGA